Molecule: messenger RNA, 700 nt
Organism: Trichogramma pretiosum
Lineage: Eukaryota; Metazoa; Arthropoda; Insecta; Hymenoptera; Trichogrammatidae
Product: ubiquitin-conjugating enzyme E2 T-like
Exons: 2
Coding region: 125-589 (154 amino acids)
Source: RefSeq, a predicted model, not a curated record
GUGGUAGUAUCAAGUAUAAACACGCCUGUUUGAAUUUCCGCGAAGCUCGCGUUGACAUGUGAUUAUUUGUAGUCUUAAUUGAUAAAUUAAUUCGAAAGAACGAUAGAAAAGCAACCCGUGGAAAAUGUCAAAAUUGCAAAGGUUGAACAGAGAAAUAAAACGUCUCGUCGACCAUCCACCCGAGGGAAUAAUAUGUUAUCCCUCUGACAACUUGAGCAAUCUGUCGAUCAACAUCAUAGGACCUCAUUCCAGCCCUUACGAAGGCACACUUUUUGAAAUGGAACUGGAAAUUCCCGACCGUUAUCCCUUCGUGCCACCGAGAUUAAAGUUCAUCACGCCGGUGUAUCAUCCAAAUAUCGAUAACCAAGGCCGUAUUUGUAUGGAUUUAUUGAAAAUGCCACCUAACGGCGGCUGGAGACCUACCAUCAGUCUGGAGAAUCUGCUGGUUGCUGUGCAAUCGCUCUUGGGCAAUCCCAAUCCAGACGACCCGCUCAUGGUGGAUAUUGCUGAGGAGUACAGAUACAAUAAGCAGGAAUUUGAGAGGAAGGCAAGGUUGCACGCCAAAGAAAAUGGAAAACUUUCGAGUUAAGCUGCAAGAUUUUUAUUAUCAAGAGAUUUCUUUUAUAGUAUUUCAUAACAAACUACCAAUUAUGCAUUUGUUCAGAGUACAAAUGAAAUAUAUUUUUAUACAUUCAAAUGA